Molecule: messenger RNA, 965 nt
Organism: Ostrinia furnacalis (Asian corn borer)
Lineage: Eukaryota; Metazoa; Arthropoda; Insecta; Lepidoptera; Crambidae
Product: venom dipeptidyl peptidase 4-like
Exons: 7
Biological process (GO): proteolysis
Cellular component (GO): plasma membrane
Molecular function (GO): serine-type peptidase activity; dipeptidyl-peptidase activity
Source: RefSeq, a predicted model, not a curated record
AUUCCGCUGAACGGUAUAUCUACUCAGUAAACGCGACUGGUGGAGUCUCAUGUUUCACCUGCGGAAUCACUCGUACUGAUGACGCCGCGUGUCUGUACAACGAGGCAACCCUCAGUGCUAAUGGCGCUCGCCUCGCUAUCAACUGCGCCGGCCCUGAAAUCCCGCAGACGUUCAUCUACAAUUCUGACGGUGAACGCGUCCGCGUAUGGGAGGAAAACGCCGAGGUGGCAGCUCUGCUCGCAAACCGCGAGGUUCCUCUGACCAUCCGACCGUCUCUGCCUAUCGUGGACGGCUUCCCAAGCGCCGACGUCCAAAUACAGGUGCCGCACGACUACUUGAACAGGACUAACCUACCUCUGCUGGUAUACGUCUACGCCGGCCCCGACACAGCUCUGGUGACUAAAGCCUGGAACGUGGACUGGGGAUCCUCCUUAGUAAGCCGCUACGGCAUCGCGGUCGCCCAGAUCGACGGCCGAGGCUCUGGGCUCAGAGGCGUCGAGGACAUGUUCGCUGUUAACAGGAGGCUGGGAACGGUUGAAAUUGAGGACCAGAUCACUGUCACCAGAUACCUUCAGCAGAACUUCAACUGGGUAGACGGCAACCGCACGUGCAUCUGGGGCUGGUCGUACGGCGGGUACGCCGCGUCGCUUGCGCUGGCGCGGGGCGGCGACGUGUUCCGAUGCGCCGCCGCCGUCGCGCCCGUCGUGGACUGGCGCUUCUACGAUACUAUCUACACAGAGCGGUACAUGGACCAACCUCAGAACAAUCCUACUGGGUACGCUGAGUCAUCGCUUCUUACAGAAGAUGUGGUGGAGGCGUUCCGCGACAAGCGCUACUUCCUGAUCCACGGCACGGCGGACGACAACGUGCACUUCCAGCACGCCAUGCUCAUCUCCCGCCUGCUGCAGAGGAGGGACGUCUACUUCCAGCAGAUGAGCUACACGGACGAAGACCACGGCCUGGUG